CUUCCCUUCGCAGAACUGGGUGAGGCUUUGCCUCCUCCUACACCUCCGCUACCAACACCAACACCAACAAAGCCUCGGCCGGUCGGAGGUGAAGCUAUUAUUCGUUUCUGUAAAAUCUCGUUACCAGUUCCUUUUUUUUUUUUCCUUUUUUUUUUCUUUGUAAAUACUAUCUAUGGCGUCUGCAAAGAAAGAUUUGGAUCGGGUAAAGGGCCCAUGGAGUCCUGAAGAGGACGAACUGCUGCAGCAUUUGGUGCAGAAGCACGGUCCCAGGAACUGGUCUCUGAUAAGCAAAUCGAUUCCCGGAAGAUCGGGCAAGUCCUGCCGUCUGCGGUGGUGCAAUCAGCUGUGUCCGCAGGUGGAGCACCGUGCUUUCACGCCGGAGGAGGACGAGGCCAUCAUCAGAUCCCACGCGAGGUUCGGCAACAAAUGGGCCACCAUCGCUCGCCUCCUCAACGGCCGUACGGACAACGCCGUGAAGAACCACUGGAACUCUACUCUGAAGCGCAAAUGCUCGUCGAUGACCGAAGACGAAAACGGCACCGAAAACGCGCAUCAUCAGCCCCCGAAGCGAUCGGCUGGCGCCGGACCGGUUUCGGGCCUGUACCUGAACCCGAGCAGUCCUUCCGGAUCCGAACUGAGCGAUUCUUGCAUUCCCGUCGUAUCAUCCUCGCACGUUUACAGACCUUUGGCGAGGACCGGAUCGAUGGCCCCGGCGGUUCAGCGGAUCGAGACCUCUUCUUCGACGGACGACCCGGCUACCUCCCUCAGCCUCUCGCUGCCGGGAUCCGAUUCGUGUGAGGUCUCGAACUGCCCAUCCGGAUCCAAUCAAGCUGUUAGCACGGAGCAGAUGGUAACAGCCGUUCAGCUCCCACGCGUGCCGUUGCGGCAAGUUCGGGUGCCGCCCCAGAGCAAUCAUAACUGCGAGUCGAUGGUCGCCGAGAAGCCUUUCUUCAGUGGGGAGUUCUUAGCGGUGAUGCAGGAGAUGAUAAGAAAGGAAGUGAGGAACUACAUGGCGGGGAUUGAGCAGAAGGGUAUGUGCAAUUUUCAGGCCGAAGCUAUUAGGAACGCUGUGGUGAAGCGUAUUGGGAUUAGCAAGAUCGAGUAGAGAAGGAAACCAACGCAAAAAAAAAAUAUUAAAAAAAAAUCGUAUUUGUGGUUUCUUCUUUUUGAUAGAAUUCUUCUGGUGUUCUUCUUUUAUGCGGAAAAUAUAAUAAUCUGGUGGGUUGUGUACAGAGAGGAGGAGGAAGGGUAGAGUAAAUAUGCAGGGGGGAAGGGUUUUUGUUCCUGAGGGAGAUCGGGGUUUUAGUCGAGUUCUGAUAGGCAGUUUCCAAUAGGAAAGUAAUAAAUUUUCUGUUGCCGCGAGCUGCAGCUUCAUGGAUUGUAAUGCAGGAAGGAGGAGGAAAAAACAUUUAACAAAAUUGAGUUGGAACUCAAAUGGAGCCAAGUUUUGUUAUCUUUAUUAGGAGGACAGAGAGGAGACAACUGUUUCUGUUCAUUUCCGUCCUUUUGUGAAAAAAAAAAAAGAGUAAUGAGAACUUGGGUUUUGUUUGGGAGCAAGGAAAAA
This is a messenger RNA of Malania oleifera, 1564 nucleotides long. Its product is annotated as transcription factor MYB44-like. Bases 173 to 1105 code for a protein of 310 amino acids. Gene Ontology annotation, molecular function: DNA-binding transcription factor activity, RNA polymerase II-specific; RNA polymerase II cis-regulatory region sequence-specific DNA binding. The record is from RefSeq and is a predicted model, not a curated record. Gene Ontology annotation, biological process: regulation of DNA-templated transcription. The transcript has a single exon. Gene Ontology annotation, cellular component: nucleus. Lineage: Eukaryota; Viridiplantae; Streptophyta; Magnoliopsida; Santalales; Ximeniaceae.